Helobdella robusta is the source of this 459-nucleotide messenger RNA. RefSeq lists its product as hypothetical. Lineage: Eukaryota; Metazoa; Annelida; Clitellata; Rhynchobdellida; Glossiphoniidae. The coding region runs from base 1 to 459 and encodes 152 amino acids. The transcript is spliced from 4 exons. The record is from RefSeq and is a predicted model, not a curated record.
AUGAAAAGCGCCAAGGAGAUAAGGAGCAAACGUCUGCAAGAUUUUCAGGUCUGGUGCGAAAGUUACGGGGUCUCGAAAAGCACCUUUCAAGCCCUCAACCACGAUGGGUACCGAUCUCUUGAUCAGGUUUUCAAGUUGCGGGGGAGUAAUGAUAAAGUGAUCGACGAAUUGAAAAUAACCAGCAAUGAAAAGGCCAUUCUACGGAGCGCAUUGUAUCAACAUUUCGUUGACGAGACAGUCAACCGCAUGGCGAUAACAUCAGAUGAAUCUGAGAGAACGAUGCUAGAGAGAUCCCUGGACCAACAGGACUUCCAACGAAUGAAGAACGAUCUGCAGAUGCGAAAGAUGCAGAAAAAGAGUAAAAAAUUAAAUGUCGGCUGCCCAGAUACAAGUGGCGGGAGUUCUAGCAACAAAAACGUCGACGAUCACCGAACCACCAGAGCCGUCAAAAAUUGUUGA